This is a messenger RNA of Topomyia yanbarensis, 3415 nucleotides long. Its product is annotated as cytochrome P450 4C1-like. Gene Ontology annotation, molecular function: oxidoreductase activity, acting on paired donors, with incorporation or reduction of molecular oxygen; monooxygenase activity; iron ion binding. The record is from RefSeq and is a predicted model, not a curated record. The transcript is spliced from 4 exons. The coding region runs from base 79 to 1593 and encodes 504 amino acids. Lineage: Eukaryota; Metazoa; Arthropoda; Insecta; Diptera; Culicidae.
AUUGAUUUUGUUUUUUUCAGAAGCAUCUCACAGUUUUACGAAUACUAUCUGCUAUUAAACGUGUGCCAUAAACGAAACAUGUUUGCUGUUUUGUUCACAUUGCUAGUGGUUGUGGCCAUUUCUUACUACUAUCGAUUCCGACGGUCGCGCAGACGAUUGUAUGAAUUGGCGGCCAAACUUCCGGGACCGUUCGAUUUACCAUUGAUCGGUAGCAUCCACGUAGCCUUCCGAAGAGACCCAUCGGAAAUGUUGGACUAUUUGGUUCAACACUUGCACAACUUAACGACGCCGUUGCGGGCCUGGCUGGGACCAUUUCUCUUUAUUGUCAUAGAUCAACCGGAGCAUCUAGCUAUCGUCCUGAACUCGCAGGACUGCAUCAAACGAGCAAGUGUGUACAAAUUUGUAGGACUUGAGAAGGGAGUGUUCAAUGCAGCGCCGGAUCUGUGGAGAAAACUUCGGAAGCAGCUCAAUCCUUCGUUUGCCGUCCCCGCCUUGAAAAGCUUUGUGCCAACAUUUAACGAAAAAGCUGACUUACUGGUGAAGAAUUUGGAGUGCAUGGUCGGAGAGAAACCAUUCGAUAUCUUGUAUCAGGCGAGUGAAUAUAUGCUCGCGACAAGUGCGAUCAAUUCGCUGGGAUUGGAUAUGGACGAUGACAGUAAUUACAAGCAACGCUAUUUGAAGAACGCUGAACAAAUGUUCACACUCGUAAUGAAUCGCAUUUUGAAGGUCUGGUUAUAUCCAGAUUUUAUCUACAAGCUAACAUCUAGCUACCGGGAAGAGAUGAACCGCCGUGAUAUGUUCCAAGGAGUAUCGAAAAGGGUGUUUUCAAUGCGUAAAGAGGCCAGACAGAAGAGUUCAAAAUCAGCGACAACUGCCGAGCGAGAUGAGACCAACGCCCGUCGUCCUCAGCUUUUCAUCGAUAAAUUGGAAGAUAUUGCCAACAAAACAGGAAUUUUGGACGAGGAUGGUGUGAUUCAAAACUUGGACACCUUCAUAUUUGCCAGCAACGAUACGACGUCGGCCGCUGUGGCUAUAACCGUGCUCAUGCUAGCAAUGCAUCCAGACGUACAAGAACGCCUCUUCCAGGAAGUUAUCAAUACGGUUCCAGGCUCUUACAUCGAUUAUGAUGAUUUAUCGAAACUUGCCUAUUUGGAAAUGGUUAUCAAGGAGGCGAUCCGUCUGUUCCCUAUUGUUCCAGCGGUUGCACGCUUAUGCGAGAAAGAAUUUCAAGUUGGCGACUUCAUAAUUCCAGUGAACGCUCAGAUUGGGAUUCCGGUAAUCAAGAUCAAUCGGAAUAAGGAAGUCUGGGGUGAAAAGUCGGAGCAAUUUGAUCCGGAAAAUUUUUCUGCGGAGAACUGUGCAAAGCGGCACCCAUACGCAUAUCUGAGCUUCAGUGGGGGCAUUAGAAACUGUAUAGGUAUCAAGUAUGCAAUGAUAGCCAUAAAAAUCGGUCUUAUCAAACUCAUAAAGAGCUAUACACUCUCAACAGAGCUGUCACUGGCAGAUCUUAAGUUUCAUUAUUCGAUUGUGAUGCGUAUUUCGAACGGCUUGGUGAGCCUAGAAAGGCGUGAAACACAAGUGUCACACAGUUAGCUGCGAAAAAUCGAUACCGUCAAUGUCAAUACCCAUUAGGGCAAAAUGCCCCUGGUUACAGUGUAAUAUGCCCCACAACAAGAGGAUGGUAUGCCCCACAGCAAUCGGUGAGUAUGCCUCACAACAAUGCACAAGAUUUGACCAUAGAAACUACAUCCCGUUAUUUUCGUUUUUCAAAGAAACAGUUGAUUUUAUACAUUGCAUUACUUCACCAAAAUUAUCCGUGUGAUGAAAUUAUGUCGCAAAAUCGCCAAAAAUAAGUCACUAGUUGGUUUAGUUAUUGUUUAUAUAACUGUUUGUUAUGAAUUUUAAAUGAAUUCGAAAUUCUAAUGCGAUAAUAACGACGACGCCCGUGAAUAUCCGCAAUUUCAUUAUACUCAUUCGAAAGCUUUUAAUUUUCUCUUUAAAAUAAGUCUACGGUAGUUUUGCGAAAACUUGCGAUAAGCAGUCAAAAUUCAAAGAAACUGUGAAUGGACGCAUGGUUAUUACUGAUAUUGAGUUUUAAUAAUCACUUUAUAGCUAGAAUAAUGACACGAGUGCAUCCACAAUUUUCAGAUAGCAUUGAAAGCAUGAUCAACGAGGGUUUUACUAGUGAUCAAGAGUGAGGAACCGAGUGGAAAUUAUAGUUUUUUAGAUGGUAAAGGGAUUGAGAGAACACAGUUGAUUUCUAGUCAUUUGGUAAGACCAUUUUGUAUAAUACUGAUAUUUCUCAAGGGUAAGCGAUAUUAUCCAAAUAAAAUAAGACCAUUUAUAAAUGACUACGCGAAAAAAGGGCUUUGGAUUUAUUUUUAUUUAAGAUAUAAAAUAAGUAAUCUAAGUAACUUAAACACACCUGCGAAAAAAAAUCGUUGAACAUCUUGUUGAUUAGUGAAUGUAACAUUCCACUAAUAUGCUCAAAAUCUUUGCUUUGAAAAUUAAAGAAAAUGUAGUUUUCAUAUCAAGUAACCCACUAAUGAAAUAAACUUUCCAAGAUUAGUCCAACACAUCUUAUUUAAUCCGUAAAAACUAAAUAAUCAUUUCUAAAGCACCAUAAUGAGAUGUAAAUCAAUUCGUUUCUAUGUGAAAAAUAAAUUCAGCGUACCACAAUUACUAUUGAAAAAUCAUUAUACUUACUUUUGAGCCACCCUAAUAGGUAGUAAAGCUAAUUUCUAUUUAUAUAACCAAAAUGGGAAUUCAGCAUACAAGAAUUCCUUUAAAAAAAAUUGAAGCUUCACAACAAAAUAAUUAUUUUAAGCCACUCUAAUGUAUAAUGAAGGUUUUUUUUACAAGUGCUGAUAUCAAAAACGAUUUGACAUACGACAUGCGAAAUAUACAAAAAAAUUUAAGAACAAUUUCGAUACAAUUUAUAUUUUUGAGACACCCUAAUGAAUAGUAAAUGUUUAUUUUUAAUAUGUUUUAAUAUCAAAAACGAAUUCAGCGUACCAAAAUUACAUAAAACCUCCCUAUUUGAGCCGAUAUGGCAAAGUUUUGGCUUUAGUCCACCUUUGGUCUAAGUCGUGCCACUGUGCAAUGGGCGGGGCGUUUUAGUCGGCGAUGAGCUGCUUCGAAUGCUUGAAUAAUUCUACAUGCACACAUAGUUUUAAGCCAAGCUAAAAACUAAGAUAGUAACUAUAAUAUUCUAGUAAGCUACUCGAAAUAGUUCUAUCAAAUCCGACUGUUUCUAAUUAAUUAUAAUGCUAGUGGAAAAAGUGGGAACAUACAUCAAAAUAGCUCAUUUGAAACUUUAGUGUAUAUUGUUGUUUUUGAACAUAUUAAAAAUACCCAACUAUUUUAGUACGUUGAUUUCAUGAAACGAUACUGUUAUUAUUAUGUUAUGUUAUUU